AGAGACAGACACAUCUCAGGACAUCCUGCAUCCCAGCCUCACACUCAGGACCUGUCUCCUCCUAACUCAUACUGCUGGUGUGUCACAAUGCUUGACGGGUUAAAAAUGGAAGAAAAUAUACAAAAUGUUAUCGAAACGUCAGCUACAAUGUCUUCUCUGUUUGGUCGGGGACUGGAGCAGAAGUGGGUGUGCGAGGGCUGCGAGAGAGUUAUCUGUGAUCGCUUUCUCCUGAGGAUCAGUGAAAGUCUGUGGCACGAACAGUGUGCUCAGUGCUGUGUAUGCAAGGAACCCCUGGAGAGCAGCUGCUUCUACAGAGACAAGAAGCUCUACUGCAGGAAGGACUAUGACAAGCUCUUUGCAGUAAAAUGCGGUUCGUGCCUUGACACCAUCACAUCUAGAGAGUUCGUCAUGAGAGCACAAAAAAGUGUCUACCAUUUGGGCUGUUUCUGCUGCUGUGUGUGUGAAAGACAACUGCAAAAGGGUGAUGAGUUUGUUUUAAAAGAUGGGCAACUUCUCUGCAAGAGUGACUAUGAGCGUGAACGAGAUCUUCUUAGCUUGGUCAGCCCAGCAGCCUCAGAUUCAGGUAAAAGUGAUGAUGAUGAAGAUGCAGCCAAAAUUGAUGACUGCAAAGGAGCAGAAGAUGGAAAAGACCAGAAACGGCCCAAGAGACCAAGAACCAUUUUAACAACACAACAACGCAGGGCAUUUAAAGCUUCCUUUGAAGUAUCUUCAAAACCAUGCCGGAAGGUGAGGGAAACACUAGCUGCUGAAACUGGGCUCAGUGUACGAGUGGUACAAGUCUGGUUCCAGAAUCAGAGAGCUAAAAUGAAAAAACUGGCAAGGAGGCAACAACAACAGCAGCAACAGCAGCAGGAUCAACCAAACUCAGCACGAAUAACAUCAGCUCAAACACAUAAUUCUGGAAACGCCAGCAUUGAAGGCAUCAUGAAUGUCUUCACAUCGUUGCCUCAACAACAACUCCUUUCUGUUGAGCAAAACAUUUACACUUCUGACCCGUUCCAGCAAGGACUCACUCCUCCACAAAUGCCAGGAGAUCACAUGCAUCCAUACGGUGGAGAGACCCUUUUUCAUGAUAUGGACAGUGAUGAAGCUUCUCUUAACAAUUUGGGAGAAUGUCUACUUGCAGCAUCCGAAGUGGGAGGCCUGCAAGCCCGAGUGGGGAAUCCAAUCGAUCGUCUUUACUCCAUGCAAAGCUCAUAUUUCACAUCCUGAGAAUUCUGAACAGCAUUAGGCUUCAUUAAUAUUAUUGGUAUUUAUAAAGCGCCAAAUUAUUCCACAGUGCUGAAUCUAUGGAAAUUCGGGAUUCACAUGGGUGGCCUGCAAAUCCUACUGAUUGUAUCUAAUUUCUAAUCAUGUCAUGUGUUUUAUGGGCAGCAUUAACAAGUUGCUUACCAAUCCAUGGUUCUAACGAUGACUACAGGAUUGUUUACACAUACUUCUGAUUGAAUACAAUUUCCAUUGGAUUACCACAAAAGUUGGAAUGACAAAGAAGCCUUACACUGUGAGUUUUGACAAGUCCUCCAUUGCAUGACAGUGAUAAACACUGAAAAUACAAGGCAAUAUAUGCCUUUAAUCUUAUUCUGCAUAAAAAGCUGCUGCUGAACUGCUGGAACACUGACUAUACAAGGAGAAUUCUUAUCUCCCAGAGCAGAAUUAUCCAGAGAUACGAAUUAAAAGGAGUUGAAUUAGAUGACUUAGUCAAUAGCUUGUGGACAACAUGGAAACCAACCUCCUCAUUCUCAUCCAUUUAGAAACAAAACAAUGGAAUAGACGUACUGUUCGGUAAAAUGAUAAAGAGUAGAACUAUUUAAUGCAGCCUCAUUUUAAAUCUCAGGAAUAGGGUCUGAAUACGUUUUAUCUCCACAAUCCAACUUUUCACCAAUUAGUGAUGUUGUUCUCUAGAUGACUUCGUCAGUGAUGACUCAAUCAAACUAUGUGAACCCUUAAGGUACCCAUUGGAACCCAAUGAUUUACUCUGGAUCCCGAUCAUCUAUUCUACCCGAAGGAUACUGUUCUCUGAGGUCAAAUCACACUCCGAAGUGAGGUCAAAUUCAGCUACUGACAUUUUACUGGAGGAAAGUUCAACAAGAAUUAUACUUCUGUUAUCCACUGUACUAACUGUAUUACCAGGUUUUUUUUUUUUCCUGACAUUGAUUGUACAGCAAUUACCAUUGUCAUUUGGAGAUAUUUAAUGUUGCACGUUUGUGCAUUUAACUUAUAUA
Messenger RNA from Pelobates fuscus (common spadefoot toad), 2243 nucleotides. RefSeq names its product LIM homeobox transcription factor 1 alpha (gene LMX1A). Lineage: Eukaryota; Metazoa; Chordata; Amphibia; Anura; Pelobatidae. Gene Ontology annotation, biological process: neuron differentiation; regulation of transcription by RNA polymerase II. Gene Ontology annotation, molecular function: RNA polymerase II transcription regulatory region sequence-specific DNA binding; DNA-binding transcription factor activity, RNA polymerase II-specific. The transcript has 9 exons. The record is from RefSeq and is a predicted model, not a curated record. Gene Ontology annotation, cellular component: nucleus. Bases 88 to 1233 code for a protein of 381 amino acids.